GGGCUAGAUGGAAGUAAAACUAAAAGGCAAAAGAGUGCUACACCAUCAACUCAUCGUCUCCAAAACCCUAGAUCGAUCACACCUCUCUCUCCUUCGCUGCUGCUUCAAUUCUUGCAGAUCCUACCUUAGUCCUCACCUUCACCACUCAUCUCUUCUGCUCUCUCUCUCUCUCUCUUUCAUUCUCUCUCUCUACCCAACUCCCUCACCUUCUUACUCUAUAUAAACACCUCUAUUUCCCACUGAUCGGCAUCCCUUUCACCAAGAAUCUGAUCAGCGAGCUUCUAUUUCUCCCUUCUUGUUCUUCUUCUGCAGAUGAGUAGAAAUUUCAGCUAGCUUAAGUCUAAAGAAAGUAAGGGAGUCUGGAUCGCAGGCAUGGAAAGAGGCCUCUCCGUCUUGAUCCUCAACACCAGGAAAAAGCCAUCAAGGGAGAAGGAGAGGAAGAGCCCAACCAACCUUCCUCCUUCUUCUCCAUGUCCCCCUCCUCCCCACAUCCAUUGUUCUUCCCCACCUAUGCCACCAGUGAACGUGCGCAGGAGGACAUGUCCGUCAUGGUCUCCGCCCUCGCUCACGUGAUGGGGACGUGCAACACAGCCUCCGGCGGCGGAGAGCAGCCGCCAAGCUCUGCCGUCACUGCCGCCAGUGAACCAGAAGAAUCUGCUGGGAGGAAGCACUACAGAGGGGUGAGGCAGCGGCCAUGGGGGAAGUGGGCGGCUGAGAUCCGGGACCCGAAGAAGGCAGCGAGGGUGUGGCUCGGCACGUUCGACACAGCGGAGGACGCCGCUCGAGCAUACGACGCCGCGGCACUGAGGUUCAAGGGUAGCAAGGCCAAGCUCAAUUUCCCGGAGAGGGUCCAGGGACGGGUGGACCUAGGGGCGGCGUUGCACCCUGCUUUCGAGCCUACUGGACCAGCCUCCCCCUCUCUGGUGGCUCCGGCGCACAACGUUGCCUACCCCCACCUGUUCCAGUACGCUCAGCUUCUCAGUGGCAUGGAGGACAAUAUUCCGUCCAUGGCGCCGGGCCAUCUGCCAUCCCCAGCAGACCUAUAUCCCCACCUUCCCACUUCUUCAUCCUCGUCUUCGUCAUCUAGGGGCAGGAGGAGUACGUCUCGCGGUGCAGAUAGAAUGUGAAGAGAGAAAUGAGGCGCGGAGGGAGAUCGUCUUUUGCUAUAACAUUGGAAGCUCGUCUCUCUCAGUCACAGUUCACGUUUGCUUUUUGAAUUUGCAAUGGUAUUUGCUGCGGUUUAUUUUGCGUAAAAUGUCUGAUGGUUACGUUGCAGUUGGUGCUGCAGCUGUUCUUUGCCAUGAAAAAACUAUGAAAAGCAAGGCUGGUUUUCGGUUUUCUUUUGCAUCUCUCUCUCUCUCUCUCUCUAGUUUUGAACUUUAUGCUCAAACUGCUUCAUGGCGCAAUUUAAUUUCUUGGGCAUUUG
Messenger RNA from Nymphaea colorata (pocket water lily), 1426 nucleotides. RefSeq names its product ethylene-responsive transcription factor ERF114-like. The transcript is spliced from 2 exons. Lineage: Eukaryota; Viridiplantae; Streptophyta; Magnoliopsida; Nymphaeales; Nymphaeaceae. Gene Ontology annotation, biological process: ethylene-activated signaling pathway; regulation of DNA-templated transcription. The record is from RefSeq and is a predicted model, not a curated record. The coding region runs from base 471 to 1127 and encodes 218 amino acids. Gene Ontology annotation, molecular function: DNA-binding transcription factor activity; DNA binding.